Messenger RNA from Calypte anna (Anna's hummingbird), 6019 nucleotides. RefSeq names its product glycerol-3-phosphate acyltransferase, mitochondrial (gene GPAM). The coding region runs from base 256 to 2745 and encodes 829 amino acids. Lineage: Eukaryota; Metazoa; Chordata; Aves; Apodiformes; Trochilidae. Gene Ontology annotation, cellular component: mitochondrial membrane; plasma membrane. The transcript is spliced from 22 exons. The record is from RefSeq and is a predicted model, not a curated record. Gene Ontology annotation, molecular function: glycerol-3-phosphate O-acyltransferase activity. Gene Ontology annotation, biological process: phospholipid biosynthetic process.
CGCUGCAGCUCACAGUCGCUGUCAACCCAUCUAAGCCACGAUUUUACACAACUUUGCCAGCGGUUUUUAUUUCUAGUGACUUGGAUGUGAAAUAACCGCAGAUCCUGUGAGCCUGCGGGAUAGCGGAGCCCCGAUCGGAGCGCGGGGGGAUGGCGGGCUGCAGCGGGCUGACAGCGUGAGAGCCGCGGCGGAGAGCGGGCAGUGGGGAAGGAAGGUCUCGUCAGAGCUUCUGAUCUUCACUUCAACUUGUGUGUCAUGGAUGAAACUGCUUUGUCCCUUGGAACAAUAGAUGUUUCCUAUUUGUCCACCUCAGCAGAGUGCAGUAUCAGUAGAUGUAAGCAUUCCAGUGAAGAAUGGGGAGAGUGUAACUCUAGGCCCACUCUCUUCAGAUCUGCCACUUUAAAAUGGAAGGAGGCUCUGCUGAGCAGAAAAAGGCCAUUUGUGGGGCGAUGCUGCUACGUGUGCACUCCCCAGAGCCGGGAUAACUUCUUCAAUGCAAGUAUUCCUUCUUUGGGUCUACGUAAUGUCAUAUACAUCAAUGAAACACAUACAAGGUACAGAGGGUGGCUUGCAAGACGCCUUUGUUAUGUCCUUUUUGUGCAAGAGAGAGAUGUUCACAAGGGUAUGUUUGCCAAGAAUCUGACAGAAAAUGUGCUGAAUAACAGCAGAGUCCAGAAGGCCAUUGUAGAUGAAGCUUCUGAACCAAGUACUCCAGGCAGUUUUGCUCAGACAGAUCCUAAAGCUAUCAGCAAAGUGAAGAAAAAAGCUAGGAAGAUUCUCCAGGAAAUGGUAGCAAAUGUGUCACCUGCUUUAAUCAGGUUGACUGGCUGGGUGUUACUGAAGUUAUUUAACAGCUUUUUCUGGAAUAUUCAGAUUCACAGAGGUCAAAUAGAAAUGGUCAAAGCAGCAACAGAGAUGAAUUUGCCUCUUAUCUUCCUGCCUGUUCACAAAUCCCACAUUGACUACCUGCUUCUUACAUUCAUUCUUUUCUGCCAUAACAUCAAAGCACCCUACAUUGCUGCAGGGAACAAUCUAAACAUCCCCAUCUUCAGCACAUUGAUCCGCAAGCUGGGAGGAUUUUUCAUUCGUCGAAAGUUAGAUCAGAGUCCUGAUGGUCGUAAGGACUUCCUGUACAGAGCUUUACUCUAUGUGCACAUAGAAGAAUUGUUGAGACAGCAGCAGUUUUUAGAAAUAUUCUUAGAAGGCACACGAUCGCGAAGUGGAAAGACAGCUGGAGCUAGAGCAGGUCUUUUAUCUGUGGUGGUGGAUGCUCUCUUCUCAAAUGCUACACCUGAUGUCCUAAUUAUACCUGUGGGAAUCUCCUAUGAUCGCAUAAUUGAAGGUCACUAUAACAGUGAACAGCUGGGCAAGCCUAAGAAGAAUGAAAGUCUUUGGAGUGUAGCUAGAGGAGUCUUCAGAAUGCUGCGGAAGAAUUAUGGGUGUGUCAGAGUAGAUUUUGCACAACCAUUCUCCUUAAAAGAAUAUGUGAACAGCCAAAGCCAAAAGCCCAUGCCUGCACCUCUUUCUUUGGAACAAGCUUUGUUACCAGCUAUACUUCCAUCAAGACCUAAUGAUACUGUGCAUGAAAGUUCAGAGGCUUCACAGCCAAACUCCAGGGAUAUAACCAGUGAACCUUUCAGAAGAGAGCUGAUUUCCAACUUAGCUGAGCAUGUUUUGUUCACUGCUAACAAGUCCUGUGCUGUGAUGUCUACCUACAUUGUUGCCUGUUUGCUGCUGUACAGACACAGGAAGGGAACUGAUCUUUCCAGAUUAGUAGAAGAUUUCUUUUCCAUGAAGGAGGAAGUCUUAGCCCGUGACUAUGACUUGGGAUUUUCAGGGAACUCAGAUGAUGUUGUCAUGCAUGCCAUCCACUUGUUGGGGAACUGUGUAAAUAUCACAAACACCAGUCGAAACAAUGAGUUCUUCAUCACUCCCAGCACAGAGAUACCUGCUGUCUUUGAACUCAACUUCUACAGCAAUGGAGUACUUCAUGUAUUCAUUAAAGAGGCUGUUAUUGCCUGCAGUCUCCAUGCGAUUCAGAGCAGAAGGUACAGAAAUGGUACCAAUAGUGCUUCUCCUGGUUUGAUUAGUCAAGAACACCUGGUCCGAAAAGCUGCCAGCUUAUGUUACUUGCUUUCUAAUGAAUUUACUGUAUCUUUGCCUUGCCAGGUGAUAUAUCAAGUUUGCCAUGAAUCUGUGGAAAGGCUGAUACAAUAUGGUAUUCUUCUGGUGGCUGAGCAGGAUGAUCAGGAGGAUGUUAGCCCCAGUCUUGCAGAGCAGCAGUGGGAUAAAAAGCUCCCUGAGCCAUUAUCUUGGAGAAGUGAUGAGGAAGAUGAAGACAGUGAUUUUGGAGAAGAGCAGAGAGAUUGCUACCUGAAGGUGAGCCAGUCUAAAGAGCACCAGCAGUACAUCACUUUCCUGCAGAGGCUGUUGGGACCUUUACUGGAGGCAUAUAGCUCUGCUGUUAUCUUCAUCCACAAUUUUAGUGGUCCUGUUUCAGAGUCUGAAUACAUUCAAAAGCUGCACAGGCACUUAAUAAGCAGGACGGAGAAGAAGGUUGCUGUAUAUGCUGAGAGUGCUACCUACAGUCAUGUGAAAAAUGCAGUGAAAGUCUUUAAGGAAAUUGGAGUUUUCAAUCAGACGAAACAAAAAAGAGACACCAUUCUGGAACUAGGUACCACCUUCCUACCUCAGCGCAACAGGCAAAAACUACUGGAAUUCAUAAUGAGCUUCAUGGUGUUAUAGAUGACACAAAGCACCUUUGCCCAGGACCCUAAAGACAGGUUUUGAGACUGUGUCAAAGCCUGGGGACAUUUGCUAAUCCUUCAAAGUGUAAGGAGCCACUGUCUGGGUAAGAUUUUCUCUGACUUGAACUACUGGAAGACAAGUGCCUUCUUAUGUAUGCAUUUAUGGGUUUCUUACAGUCCCAAACCUGUUGUAAUACAGAGAUACUCAGAUGACACUUUGGAUACAGGUAAUUAAAUUUGUUGCAAAAAAUAAGCUGAAUUAUUAGAAUUAGGUUUAAAAAUAAAGAGUGAAGUUUUAUCAGUGUUAUAUUUUAAAUAUACUUUUAAAGACUGUAACAGAUACACAAAUACAUGUAUUUGUGAUCUGUACCUAACCAUGAGAUCUUGAGUUUAGUGGCAACAUAGCUUACGGCAUAAACAAAUAACAUCCAUUCCAAUUCAGUUUUGGUUUUUAUUCAAAUGGUUAAAAAUUUUUGCUUAAGCAGGAUAUGUAUUUCAUGGAUAAAGCCAUAGUUUUUCAUAAAUGUUAACAUAAAUGCCAAAAUUCUAAUGAGAAUAAUAGUUACAGACAUCUGAGAAUAAUGAUCAUGUAGCAGAUGAUUGUGAGAAACAUUAUUAGCAGGCACAUCUUGCACUAUUAGAGCUGUGUAGUGCAGUGGUAAAUUGCACUAAUCACUGCUGUCAUGAAGAAUGUGAGAGUAGUGUUCUUGCUUUUAUUAUGGCAUCUGUCAUUCAGCCAGAUGAAAGUCAGGAGACAGUUGCCUGAAUGUGAAUAUCUUAAAUUAUUAUUUAAUUGAGAAAAAACUAUUAAGUUUGUGGGUUUGGUGUUUUUGUUUUGUUUUUUUGUUUUUGUUUUUGUUUUCUUGGGGUUUGUUUUUUUUUAAUUAAUAGGAUGUCAGAUAUGUUUUUAAAGUAAAGAUUGAUUUGGUGAAAUAAUUUUUAACUUUGGCCCUACAAAUUUCAGCAAUAACUUCUGCAAUUCUUUAGAAACAAGUGUUCCUGUUGUAUUCUGUUGCUGAGCAGGUGUAAAUUGGCAUGAAGCAGUAACCUCUAGAAAACACAGAGGUACCACAAGCAGUGUACUUUUGAGUCUGAUUUGGCUUCCAAAAAUAUUACAGUCAAAACUGAGUGAUGAAUAAAAUCUGCCCUAUGAAACAGGACUCGAGUCUUGUGAUUUGAUCCAUUUGCAUGGAGGACUUGCACUGUAGAUUUCAUGUUCUCUUCAUGUGAGUGGAGAUUAGAUUGCAACCUGCAGUCCUGUACUUUGGUACAGCUGAUCUAGCUGAAGCAAUAACUUGAUGGUAUGUGAAGCCUGUUUGCUUGUGAAAUGUGUUUUUCCUCAUUGGGAUUGCCUUCUGUAUGAGGGAAAUCAGACAUUUCGGUUACUGCAAUGUUUUGCUUGAUUCUCACAUCUUGGCCUUGUGAGCAGAAAAUCCCCCAAACUUCAUCAUGUUGUCUUUGUUGCUUAACAUAAAUAUGGAAAAGCUUACUUGAAUCCCAGCACUUGCACUGUUAUGCCAGCACAAAACUGAUGCACACAAUCUGAGUUUGUGGCCAAGGAGCUUGCAUUUGUACUGCACGUUUGUCAACAAGAAUGUUUCUGUAAGUUUUUUUAUUGAAUGUUAUUAAUAAGUGAAAGCUGCAGUUUAUAGUUUGUUAGCAUUUUACUGUUAGCACUGUGAGACGCAUGUGUUUUGUCACUAAGCCAGGUGCUCUACAACACUUAAACAAUUUCUAAACCAAAGCUACAUUAAUGCAGAUAGAAACUGACCCUAAGUCACUUGUUUUCAUGUCCUGUUGUCUCAGCAGGAUGGAGACUACAUCACACAUAACUUGUUUUGUUAAGUCUAUUAGCUAUUUAGAAAACAGUUUCAUCUCACACUAGCUAACGUGCACUGUUUGGUAACCCAGUAAAUGCUCCAUACAGUGGCCUCCAUUUAACAUCAAAAAGACCAGGUGCUUCUGAAUAACAAGCUCUAAUAGUUUACUGCACUUCAGUAAAUCUGAAGUGUACUAACAGCAAUGGCUGUACAUCAAAAAGAUUUUUAAAAAUGAAGCAAUAUGAAGCAAAAAAAAAAACUUGGGUAGUUUUAUCAAGAAUGCUCUGCCAACUGGUGUAUUAAACGCAGGAGUACUGUGGUCACUAGAGUGCUCUGGCUAGGUGUUGCAACUAAGGUAACUUACAGCUCACAUGAAAACAAAAACAAAACAAAACAAAAAAACAGAAAAAAAACUUUAUCAAAAAAAAAAAAAAGCUCUGGUUAAUAUAGAUCAUUGAGUGGGCAGGGUAAUAAUGCAUGUGAAUACACACUAAUGAAUAUAUUUAGUAUGCAGAGGGAGGGGGCACCUCUAAAACUGGUUUGUAUUUGUAUGCAAAAAACCGCAUGCGAGAAGUCAGUACUAUGAAUUGUAUGCCACUGGAAGCCUUUGCAUUCUGCAGCAAGUGUGUAUGUAUACUUAUAUAUGCAAGCCUGUUUAUUAUUACACACUACGACUAUGCUUUUCCCUGAAAAUAAAGCACAGAUUAUAAAAAUACCAGGCUGUAACAGUCAAAAACUAAACCCAACACUUUUGCACUGUAUUUACACCUUCAGUGUCUUCUGAUUUUUACUAACCUCUCAUGUUUUCUUUGCUGAUAGAAUGCCAGGUUGAGUUAACUUCAGUAAAGUUAACCAGUAAAGAAGAAAGGACUGGCCCUGAAUUACCACAAAUGUAUUUUAAGAUUCUUCUCUUGUAAAGACUUACAUGAGCAUAAUACUCAGGUAUGCAGGUCUCUUUGGGCCAGGAUCUUUAAUGAUACAAGAAACUUAAUCUUUCUGUAUGCAACCUGUAGAUCUCACACUUUUAGAGUGACAAAAAUGUAGAAUUCCACUUCCCAUGCUGCCACAGCUCCCCAAGCCCCCAAGAAUCAUGAACUUGUUGAUACAUUUACUUUCUACUCACACUGACAUUGAAGGAAUAUCUGCCUUCUGUUUGACAGUAUAGGGCUUUAUUCACCUGUCUGAUUAGGAAACAUAUAUAAACUCUUGUGUUCAGCUGACUACCUGCUCCACCCAGGAGUAUCAGAAUCACCACCUAGAGGAAGGUUGAACUGAGAGGUGACGCAAGGUACUGUUGCCUUUUACAUUUCUGAGCUAAUGAGCCUGAUACUGCUUCCUUGAGAAUGUUACCAUGUUUUACCUGUUCUGUGUAAUGCUGUGUCUAUUGUAGAAGCACAGAGGCAUACUGGAGUCAUUUUAAUAAAUUAAACUGUUUGCUAAUAUGAAAUUUAA